Molecule: messenger RNA, 949 nt
Organism: Hydra vulgaris (swiftwater hydra)
Lineage: Eukaryota; Metazoa; Cnidaria; Hydrozoa; Anthoathecata; Hydridae
Source: RefSeq, a predicted model, not a curated record
UUUUUAUGAUUUUUUACUUGAUUUAUAUAAGUUAGAUAUAUAGAUUUUGUAACCCGAGAUGGAUUCUAGCCGUGACCCAAAAAUCAAAGAUGAGUUAGAAAAUAACACACAAAAAGUUAGUGAUAAAAUUAAUCAAUAUAAGAAGUACAGUGAUGAUAUAACAAUGUACAUAGCAUAUCAAAAUUGGUGCUGGAUGGAAUAUUCAUGGAUGCUGUAUACACAAAUGCUUCACAAGAACAUGCAAAUAACUAAUUUAACUAAUCAAAUUCAACAAUAUCAAAAUCAGCAACAAUCUACAGAACGUAAUAACUUCCAACAACAACAACAACAACAGCCACACGUAGAAGAAAGAGUUAUUUUCAAAUUGGCCCCACUUUCUAAACGAAUUGCUGCAGAAUUCAUUGAUUUUAUGUUGCUAGCACUGUGUAAAGUAUUCCUUAUCUAUUAUUUUUAUGGAGAUGAAUAUAUUGAAAAAUUUAGUUAUAUACUUGUGAUUGAUGACACAACAUCAUUGUCAGACUUAGAAGAUAUGCUUAUGCAAGCUCUUCUUUUUCGAGUUAUAGUUAUUGCAUAUGAGGGUUAUAUGUUAUCUGGUACACUUCCAUUUUCAAAUGGUUCUACUCUAGGAAAAAGAAUAAUGAAUCUUAAGGUUUUCUACUCAAAUGAUGUUGUUGAUCAUAACAAUAUUGAACAGACUGUGAGCAUUGUCCCAAGACCUCUAGGAGUUUUAAGAUCUUGUUUUCGCGCUUUUUUAAAGAGCACUUGCAUAUCAUUUGUUUUUCCCGUUAUGCUCCCUGUCCUUACAAUGUUUACUCACAAUCGUCUUAUCUACGAUAUUGCUGUUGAUGCUGUGGUUGUUGAUCAAGGUGUCGUGGAAAGAUAAGCAUUGCAGUAGUUAUCAAAUAUGUUAAUGUUAUAUUAAUUGUUAAAUUAAAUUUACAUAUAAUAA